AUUGUGGCCGGCGGCAGGGCGGGCGAGGGCGCGGAGCCGCGGGGAGCGGCAGGGCGCAGAGGGAAGCACACACCCCACUCGGACAGACUUCGCGGCGCGGCCGCUACGAGCGCCGCUGAGCGCACUCCACUGGGAUCGCACAACUUCGGAGCAGGGCGCGGACGGCGCUCGCAGCGGGAGAGCGCGGAAAGGGCGCACCAGAGCCGGGAUCCCCAGCGGCGUCCGACUCCCGGAGCGCUCCUAGUCGCCGGGCGGCCUCCCGGCGCUGCGCGGUUGCCUCUGCGCCUACGGAGGGCACGGGCUGGCGCUGCCGGGCGCCUGCGAGAACGGCGAGGCGGCGGCGAAGGCGAAGGCGGCGAGGCUGGGGACCGGGAAAGAACCCCGAGGGAGAGGCGCCCGGGCCGGGGGACAGGAGCAUGAGGGCCCGGAGCGGGGUGCGGAGCGCGCUGCUGCUGGCGCUGCUGCUUUGCUGGGAUCCGACACCGAGCCUAGCAGGCGUUGACUCUGCUGGCCAGGUGCUCCCAGACUCCUACCCAUCAGCCCCUGCGGAGCAGCUGCCGUACUUCCUAUUGGAGCCACAGGACGCCUACAUCGUAAAGAACAAGCCAGUGGAACUGCACUGCAGAGCCUUCCCUGCCACGCAGAUCUACUUCAAGUGUAAUGGCGAGUGGGUCAGCCAGAAUGACCACGUCACACAGGAGAGCCUGGAUGAGGCCACAGGCUUGCGGGUGCGAGAGGUGCAGAUCGAGGUGUCACGGCAGCAAGUGGAGGAACUCUUCGGGCUCGAGGACUACUGGUGCCAGUGCGUGGCCUGGAGCUCUUCGGGAACUACCAAGAGUCGCCGAGCCUACAUCCGCAUUGCCUACUUGCGCAAGAACUUUGACCAGGAGCCUCUGGCCAAGGAGGUACCCUUGGAUCAUGAGGUCCUUCUGCAGUGCCGCCCACCGGAGGGAGUGCCUGUGGCUGAGGUGGAAUGGCUCAAGAAUGAAGAUGUCAUUGACCCCGCUCAGGACACUAACUUCCUGCUCACCAUUGACCACAACCUCAUCAUCCGCCAGGCGCGCCUCUCAGACACGGCCAACUACACCUGUGUGGCCAAGAAUAUCGUGGCCAAGCGCCGGAGCACCACGGCCACAGUCAUCGUCUAUGUGAAUGGAGGCUGGUCCAGCUGGGCAGAGUGGUCACCCUGUUCCAAUCGCUGUGGCCGAGGCUGGCAGAAGCGUACUCGGACCUGCACCAAUCCAGCCCCACUCAAUGGAGGCGCCUUCUGUGAGGGACAGGCCUUCCAGAAGACAGCUUGCACCACCGUGUGCCCAGUGGAUGGAGCGUGGACCGAGUGGAGCAAGUGGUCUGCCUGCAGCACAGAGUGUGCGCACUGGCGCAGCCGCGAGUGCAUGGCACCGCCACCCCAGAACGGAGGCCGUGACUGCAGCGGGACGCUACUUGACUCCAAGAACUGCACUGAUGGGCUGUGCGUGCUGAAUCAGAGAACUCUAAACGACCCUAAAAGCCACCCCCUGGAGACAUCGGGAGAUGUGGCACUGUACGCAGGCCUUGUGGUGGCCGUCUUUGUGGUGGUAGCGGUUCUCAUGGCCGUGGGAGUGAUCGUAUACCGGAGAAACUGCCGGGACUUCGACACGGACAUCACCGACUCCUCUGCGGCCCUCACUGGUGGCUUCCACCCUGUCAACUUCAAGACUGCAAGGCCCAACAACCCGCAGCUCCUGCACCCGUCCGCCCCUCCAGACCUAACGGCCAGUGCUGGCAUCUACCGCGGGCCUGUGUAUGCCCUGCAGGACUCCGCCGACAAGAUCCCCAUGACUAAUUCGCCCCUGCUGGAUCCCCUGCCCAGCCUCAAGAUCAAGGUCUAUAACUCCAGCACCAUCGGUUCUGGGUCUGGCCUGGCUGAUGGAGCCGACCUGCUGGGUGUCCUCCCGCCGGGCACGUACCCAGGCGAUUUCUCCCGGGACACCCAUUUCCUGCACCUGCGCAGUGCCAGCCUUGGUUCCCAGCACCUCCUGGGCCUACCUCGGGACCCCAGCAGCAGUGUCAGCGGCACCUUUGGUUGCCUGGGAGGAAGGCUGAGCCUCCCCGGCACAGGGGUCAGCCUGUUGGUACCAAAUGGAGCCAUUCCCCAGGGCAAGUUCUAUGACCUGUAUCUACAUAUCAACAAGGCCGAAAGCACCCUCCCACUUUCAGAAGGUUCCCAGACAGUAUUGAGCCCCUCGGUGACCUGUGGGCCCACAGGCCUACUCCUGUGCCGCCCUGUCGUCCUCACCGUGCCCCACUGUGCUGAAGUCAUCGCUGGAGACUGGAUCUUUCAGCUCAAGACCCAGGCCCAUCAGGGCCACUGGGAGGAGGUGGUGACCUUGGAUGAGGAGACCCUCAACACACCCUGCUACUGCCAGCUGGAGGCUAAGUCCUGCCACAUCCUGCUGGACCAGCUGGGUACCUACGUAUUCAUGGGCGAGUCCUACUCUCGCUCUGCAGUCAAGCGGCUCCAGCUGGCCAUCUUCGCCCCAGCCCUCUGCACCUCCCUGGAGUAUAGCCUCAGGGUCUACUGUCUGGAGGACACACCUGUAGCACUGAAGGAGGUCCUGGAGCUGGAGAGGACUCUGGGUGGCUACUUGGUGGAGGAGCCCAAGCCUUUGCUCUUUAAGGACAGUUACCACAACCUACGCCUCUCCCUCCAUGACAUCCCCCAUGCCCACUGGAGGAGCAAACUACUGGCCAAGUACCAGGAGAUUCCCUUCUACCACGUCUGGAAUGGCAGCCAGAGAGCCCUGCACUGCACUUUCACCCUGGAGAGGCAUAGCCUGGCCUCCACGGAGUUCACCUGUAAGGUCUGCGUGCGGCAGGUCGAAGGGGAAGGCCAGAUUUUCCAGCUGCACACAACGUUGGCCGAGACGCCUGCUGGCUCCCUGGAUGCUCUCUGCUCUGCCCCGGGCAAUGCCAUCACCACCCAGCUGGGACCCUAUGCCUUCAAGAUACCCCUGUCCAUCCGCCAAAAGAUCUGCAGCAGCCUGGACGCCCCCAACUCCCGGGGCAACGACUGGAGGCUGUUGGCGCAGAAGCUGUCCAUGGACCGGUACCUAAACUACUUCGCCACCAAAGCUAGUCCCACAGGUGUCAUCUUAGACCUCUGGGAAGCUCGGCAACAGGAUGACGGGGACCUCAACAGCCUGGCCAGUGCCUUGGAGGAGAUGGGCAAGAGUGAGAUGCUGGUAGCCAUGGCCACAGAUGGCGAUUGCUGAGUGCCUGUGACCACAGGCCUGUGGGGAUCAGUAGGAGACGGUGCAAGGAGGCCUGGCAGCCUCUGCACAGGGGUGCCCAGCCUCCACCACUCCUGGCUCACAGCAGGAAUGGUCCUUCAACUCCCUCCCCGCCACAACCCUCAGACCACCACCACCAGCCUUAGAAAGUCUCUGUGCUCUACUGCCAAGAGGCCGGGAUCCUCUGGCCCACUGUUUCCCCAGCUCACUCUGGGGUGGGCUGAGGCCUCUGGGACAGCUGAAAGCCAGAGGCUUUCCCCUGCGACAACACACCACCCUCAGCCCUGUGACUUUGGGGACCCACAGGUUUCAAUUCUGUGUUCACAUGGUCCUGGGCUAGGGACCGCUCUCUUAUCCCGGGUCGAGUUCAGUUCAGGCAAACUGCUUUUUCCUGUCCACAAGCAGAGAGGGAAGAUUAGGGGAGUGGGGGUGGGGGGUGGGGGAUGAGCCUCAGAAGUCAGCGAGACUCAGGUAGUGAGAGAGCAAAAACAGUAAGGGCAAAGAAAGACCCAGUUUCUUAGGGAACGCAAAUGAUUUAUUAUCCAGAUACUUGGAUAGUUCCUUUUUAAGAAAACAAAACAAACAAAAAAAAGUAAGAAAAGGAAAAAAAAAACCUUUUAUCCUUGAAUGUGGCUAAGAGUGGCUAUGCUUGUGAUUUGGGCCAUAGGCGAGUGCACUUGUGGACACAUGUGUGUGUGGGUGUGGUCAAUAAGAGACUGCACAGGGAAAGGCUUUGCUAUGUCAAGGCCUCAGUUUCCCCAGCUGUGCAGGGAGCUGAGACAGGGUUUUAGCCAUGGCCCUGAGUUCUAAAGUCACAAGCAGAAGCUGGGGCCUGGUGGCCUUCGUCCUCUCCGGAGCCCCCUGCAGGUGCCCUUCUGUGGCCUCCUCUGGCUUUGGAGGGUCCAGCUGUGGUUCUGGGAGACUGUUCAGGUCUGUUUGGUGAUUCCUGGUCUCGUGAUGGCCAAAACUCUUACUGAGAGGGAGGGGGUGUUCCAGGGAGGGCUCUCUCCCUGGGUGAGGCUGGGUGGCUCUGUGUCUAAGCUGGCACUAGCCGGUCUGCACCCCUGUGCCUCUAGCCAUCAUUUUACCCGCUGAUCUCCCUACUGGGGUCAGGAGAUAUGAAGGUAACUAAGUAGACAGCUGUAUACCCACUCUUGACCACAGCGCAUUCUGGGAUGUUCCAUGGGGCCAGUGGAAGGGAUGAAUUCUUGUCCCUUUCAGCCCACGGGCAGUGACAGGGACUAGGAUCACUGGUAUUGAUCCUAUUGAGAUGCUGACUUCCCUGAACUGCCCUUGACCAGCCUGAAAGCUUUGAAAGUUGGGGCCUCUGUGAGGAGGCAGGUUUCAUGGCCACAGACCCAGCAAGCAUCUCUGCCCUGGUUUUCCUGAAGUGGGGCUCUGAGACAGACCAAGGUGCCCCUGGCAUCUAGGUGAACAGUGCCUCAUAGAGUAGUCCUCAGCUCCUCCUGCCAAAGAUGCUCAUCCCUGUGGGCAUACUCUCACUGGUCACUGUUAGCCCGCACAUAGAAGGGGGAAGCCAAGGUGGAGCUGUGCUGUGUGACUUCAGGCACAUAACUGCUUUCUCUGGGCUUAAGUGUCCUUUUAUCCUGGGAUGCUCCACGAGGCCCCUUGGGUUCCCACGCUUCUCUGAGAAUCGAGUAGAGACAAGUUGAUUGUGGUCUGCAUGCUCUCUCCUUUGCCCGUCCUCGGAAACCUGCCUGUCUGGGACCUGAGGGAGCACUUAGUGAGCAAGUCCCAGCUUACAGUCCGACUCUUACUUAGAAGGUGCUCAGCAUCUGGGGCACAGAAGCUAGAGCUGGAGCCUGGGGUAGGGCUCUAACCAGACAGCCCAGGUAAGGUCAAGCCAACUCUGAGCUGAGCCAGACAGGGCUGUUGGGUUGGGUUUCCAUUCCUGCCUCCAAUGAGAUGAAGCCUCUCCCCUUCCCAUUCCUAGCCAGCUUGGCGUUGCUGGGUCCUGCAGGGUAUUUCUGUGUCAUCUUGGGUAGUAUGUGUGUUUGGGAGCAUGUGUGUGUGUGUGUGUGUGUGUGUGUGUGUGUGUGUGUGUGUGUGUGUGUGCAUGCCUGUGCUUUUCAACUUGGCACAUCAGGGCACCCCUCCCAGAACACGCACACCUAUCCCCACAUGUGGACAUGACCUCUGUGCCCAGGUUUGUGCCACUGGAGGUGGGCGUGCCUGUUUGCUGUCCCCGAGUCACAGUCAGUUGGUGUAUCUCCUAUGUGCCUCUCUGCUCUUCUCAAUGGGGCCAGGUGUCUGAGUUCUGGCCAUACCCCUUGAGGGACAGGGACCCUUCUUAUCCCUGGAUCUUUCAGGGCUCUCUGGUCCCCCAUCUUGAGGCUCCCAGGCAUCCGAGACAGCACCUUCCUCCCACCCUCAGAGGUCAAGUGGGUGGGAGCUCAGGUGCCGGGGUGUGGACAUGGCUGUGUGUCUGUGGGUUCUGAUAUGCAGGGGACGGUCCCGGCCCUGUUCGUCCAUUCUGUAAAUAACUUGUAAAUAGUCUUUAGCAUUCCUCUUGUAACAAGAUUAAUUUUUAUGAAAUAAAUUAUAUUUCCUAGUCUAAUUAAAAAAAAAAAAUCCA
Messenger RNA from Mus musculus (house mouse), 5868 nucleotides. RefSeq names its product unc-5 netrin receptor B (gene Unc5b). Gene Ontology annotation, biological process: positive regulation of phosphatidylinositol 3-kinase/protein kinase B signal transduction; signal transduction; negative regulation of neuron apoptotic process. The transcript is spliced from 17 exons. The record is from RefSeq and is marked validated. Bases 417 to 3254 code for a protein of 945 amino acids. Gene Ontology annotation, molecular function: netrin receptor activity. Lineage: Eukaryota; Metazoa; Chordata; Mammalia; Rodentia; Muridae. Gene Ontology annotation, cellular component: plasma membrane; membrane raft; membrane.